AUGAAUAGUGCACCUGUUAGGGCAAUAGAUCCAUUUGGACUUCGAGCAUCUUCAGCUCUUCGCGGCGUUUUAUUUGGCACAGCAGCUAGCAUUAACAAUUUACGAAAGGAUAUCGACGGUGGCCAGUACAACUCCUUUAUAAAAAAAAACUAUCAUGUGAUUGAGCCGGAGAACGAUUUUAAACCUAUGAAACUGUGGCGUGGUAUAAACAAUUACAGUUGGAUCGACUGUGAUUGGCUUUUGGGCUCGACACCAAAUUCCACAGGAUGGGCUCAACAGAAUGGAAUGCAAAUACGAGGACAUACUCUAGUGUGGGCUCAAGACAAAUAUACGCCAGACUGGUUAUUGAAACAGGAAUCGUCAUUAUCAUCCGACAAAGUCAAGUUAUUGUUGAGUGAUUACAUUCAUGCAGUAGUCGGUCGCUACCGAAGCAAAGUACUUUGGUGGGAUGUAGUAAAUGAAGCCGUCGAGGAUUCGAAGAAUAAUAGUCGUCCAUUUAAUUUGCGUGAUUGCUUUUGGUAUCGAAAAUUGGGCCAAGAUUUUGUUAAAUAUGCUUUUAUGUUUGCUCAUCAAGCUGAUCCUCAGGCUCAAUUAUAUUACAAUGAUUAUAAUAAUGAAGAUAUGGGAUCAAAAUCAAGUAGAGUACUUGAACUAAUCAAAUGGGUGAGAUCACAAGGUGCUACCAUUCACGGUGUUGGUAUGCAAUGGCAUAUACGAAUCUCACGAACAGUCAAUCCUGGUGAUCAACAUUACCAGAAUGCUCAACGAUUAAUAGACAAUGACUUUGAUUUCAUGGUAACUGAGUUAGAUGUAGCUAUUCCGAUAAAUGCAGGAAAUCCUCGAGAUCCGAAUGAUUUAGAGAGACAAGGCCGUCUCUAUCGUGCUCUCUUGAAGUAUGCAUUACACUUUUCUCCAAGAUGUCGUGCACUAAUCACUUGGGGUUUCACCGAUCGAUACAGUUGGGUUCCUGCUUUUUAUAACAAUACGGAAGGAGCUGCACUACCUAGUGACUCGAAUUAUCAGCUGAAACCGGCCUAUAUGCAAAUGCAAGAAGAAUUAGCUCGUGUUCUUCCCGAUGGCAUUUAUCGUCUCGCGCCGAAAUCACAACCAGAUAAAUGUCUUAGUACUUAUGUCAAUGGCAACGUCAGUAGAGUUCAAUUAGAAAGUGGAGGAUGCAAUAGUGCACAUCAGAAAUGGAAUAUUAGUUGGCUUGAUAAUGGUACUUAUCGAUUAUCGUCACAAAAUGCCAACGCCAGUGCUCUUACCGCUUACAAUGUAACGGCAAAAACUGGUGGAGUUCAAACAAACAAUUGGUCAAGCAAUGUUAAUCAGGAAUGGGUACUUUCUUCGUACGGAAACAAUGUAUUCCGCUUCCGACCUCGAAAUGCAUGGUGGCGUGUAUUUGCUCUUCAUGAUACAUCCAACGUCGGCAUCGUCGAUUUUGUUCAAAACGAUGCCCUACGUUGGAUUUUAACUAAAGUUUAA
Molecule: messenger RNA, 1485 nt
Organism: Adineta steineri
Lineage: Eukaryota; Metazoa; Rotifera; Eurotatoria; Adinetida; Adinetidae
Source: the annotation of a GenBank genome assembly